AUGAGCCGUAGGGGGAAGACUCCCAGGCUGGACCUGAGGCUGAACCUGUCCAUUCCGCGUGGCGGCGGGUUCUCCGCAGCGGCCGCCGGCGGAGGCGGCGGCGUCGGAGCCACCGCCGACGCCACCGCGUCGUCGAACAUCUCCCCGUCGUCGUCGUCGUCCCCGAGCUCGUGCCUCUCGUCGGAGACGGAGCAGGGGCGGUACGCCAGCAGCCCCGAGGCCACGUCCAUGGUGCUGCUGGGCUGCCCGCGCUGCCUCAUGUACGUGAUGCUCUCCGAGGACGAUCCCAAGUGCCCCAAGUGCAAGAGCACCGUCCUCCUCGACUUCCUCAACGACCCCAAGAACGCUGCCACCGCCAAGAACAAGAAGAACUGA
Molecule: messenger RNA, 375 nt
Organism: Spirodela intermedia
Lineage: Eukaryota; Viridiplantae; Streptophyta; Magnoliopsida; Alismatales; Araceae
Source: the annotation of a GenBank genome assembly